UGCUAAUUUGCGACCUUGCGAAGAACUUUAGAGGGUGAGGCUACGUGCUCGAUUGAACGGAAGAAAUGACAGAAAGAGAAAGGACUAAUUUUGAUCUCCCUUGUCAUGGCAUUUUCACCAGCUUUCCCUGCAGUGCUACUGCGUAGCACUAGUAGAACCUUAAAGGAUUGCUUACAUGUAAGCAGAAGGUUCUCACGAUCGCCUCAUUUAUCGCAGGAGGCAAUUGAUUACGGAUAUGUGGCGGUUGCGGAGGCCCAGGCCUUCAUGGAGAGGUGUAUGGUUGCCACAGGGGUUUCCACCGAUCAUGCAUCAGCCCUAGCGGAAGUCCUGGCCUGUGCUGACCAUAGAGGGCACUAUAGUCAUGGGAUGAACCGCUUAGAAAUGUAUGUUAAAGACAUAAAGAGUGGUAUCACAGAGAAGACUGGAGAGCCUACUAUAUUAAAGGAACUUGCAGGUACAGCUUGGGUGGAUGGUAAUAAUCUACUAGGUCCCGUCGUGGGGAAGUUCUGCAUUGAUCUUGCCAUAAAGAAAGCCAAGGAAGCCGGUAUAGGAUGGGUGGUUGCAAAAGGUUCCAAUCAUUACAGUAUUGCUGGAUGGUACACAUUAAGAGCUAUAGAGCAAGGGAUGAUUGGUCUUAGUACUACAAACACAUCACCUCUAGUGGUACCUACACGAGCAAGAAAGGCAAUGUUUGGAACAAACCCUAUAUCGUGCGGUGCACCGGCCGAGAAUGGGGAUAGUUAUGUACUUGAUAUGGCCACAUCCACUGUAGCAUUGGGGAAGAUAGAAUUGAAUGCUGUCAAGGAGAUCCCAAUCCCGAACGGCUGGGGAUGUGAUGCUUCCGGAACGGAGUCUAAUGAUCCCAAAGCCGUCAUAUCAGGAGGAGGAUUACUCCCCCUGGGUGGGUCAGAGAUUGCUGGUGGAUAUAAGGGCUAUGGUCUCGCCAUGAUGGUGGAGGUUCUUAGUGGCAUCUUAGGAGGAGGGGCCUUUGGACCCAACAUUAGGAAAUGGAAAACAAGCAACCAAGUAGCAAAUCUGGGCCAGAUAUUUGUAGCGAUCAACCCUGAGGCUUUUGCGCCUGGUUUUGAAGGGAGAAUGAGCUCACUCAUGGACAUGUGUCGGAGUGCUGAACCAGCAGAGGGAGAGACAGAGGUUCUCGUAGCUGGUGACCCGGAAAGGAAGAACAUUGCCAAAGUUGAAAAAGAUGGUGGUCUGAGAUAUCACAACAACCUAUUGAGGAAUAUGGAUACCUUAGCAACAGGUCUCGGAGUAGAGCCCAUCAAGAGAAACUAAAUUGCUGACCAUCUCAUCUGUCCAUACACUUGUACUACACAGUCUACAUGCACAACAGUAACAGAUCUAGAGGAGAAUACAAGAUACUAUGUCUGUGAUUAUCAGUAAAGUGGCCUUUUAUUCAUUUGAAUGUUACCAUUUGCCAUUAUACCAUGAAUUGAAAUUCAUCAGUGCUUUUCUCAUACAGCCUUUAUCUUAAUAGAAAAACCAAUUAUACCCAUAUGUGUUCAAGACCUUUGGAAGUGCAUAGGGACAUUAUGUCGUAAUUUGAUAUGCACUUUUAUACUGUGUCUUAUUAUUAAGUGAGAGCACAAAUAACCAUAAUAUGUUAAUUUAAGAAAUUAAUAAAAAAUGAAUUUAACUUAUCAAGGAUGCACAUAUGGAUAUAUUUUCUCAGAGUACAGUUGGAUAUUUGUUUUGUAGGGUUGUUGUGGUAAUCAAAGUCAUAAUUGGGUUUUAGAUUAUAUCAUACAUGUAUAUAGUUUUAAGGGGACUUCGUGGUAAGUACUAUCCAGGGCCCCGAUCUGUUGGUUUUUUAAUGGAAAUGUUGUGGUGUAGUGGUUCCCACUCUCGCCUCUCCAACAGAGGGUCGUGGGUUCAAACCCUACUCCUGGUGUUAAUUUCCUUCAGCAAGAAAUUCAUCCACAUUUUGCUGCACUUGACCCAGGUGAGAUGAAUGGGCAUCUUGCAAGAUUUAUUCCUUGAACGCUUUAGCACCUACAUGAAUGGAAGCCCAGUUCAAGCCUGGGUAAUGACAUAAUACAUGUAUCCAAUGCAAUAGCAUCACACGGUCAGUUGAUAUUGUAUGAGUGAUGGAGAUAGUUUGGGGAAAAGAAAUAUGUAGUGUUUUUAAACUGAAGAAGUUUCCUUUGAAGAGAUGUACAAUUUUCAAGUGACAAAUGAAUUUAGAAUGUGAAACAAAACUUGAGAAGUAUUAUGCAGGACCUUGUAUUUGAUUCAAGAUUUUAUUGCAUUAAUAUGUGCAAGUGAUUACCAGAAUUGUGUAGCCUUUAUUUCUUUGUGGAGUCGAAGUGCUCUUAAACAUUGCACAAAUAAACCAUCUAUGUUUUUACUGUGGGACAAAAUACAUGUAGCUUGUUGAAUGUGAUAUGAUUGGUAGUUUAAGGAAAUGCAGUGUGUACAUGACCAGAAUCAUACUCUUCUUUAACAGAAGUUAAUGACUUUUUACCAUGUUGUCUACCAGAGGCUUCUGCUGGUGCUGCGAAAUUUGUGUAAGCUUCCUAACAUAGAUACAGAUUAUUUGGACUGUGUAGCCUUGAUUUCCCUAUGAAAGGCAGCUUUCAUGCCUCAGGCAACAUAGUUUUUUGUUUCCGAAGGCAUUAUCUUUUGGGGUUGUUCAUCGCAAUUUCAUUCUCUUGAUAGUGAAUAAAGAACAGUUUGACGGAUCUAUUUCAAGCUUGGGACAAGUAUGCGUGUAGGAAUGGCAAUGAUAUGAUUAGGUGUAUAGGGUUUGAUUGGUUGCGUCAAACUAGAUACAGUACAUGAAUGUAUAUUGUGGUGAUGGUUAUCUGGGUUUAUUAUUAUGAUUAGUUAUCUUUUUUUUUUUGGGGGGGGAUGUAGGGUGGGGGCAUCAAGAGAUCAAUGUUCAAGGUCACAGAGGUCAUUUGUAUUGAAUUUCCCCAUUCUUGCAAUAACUGGCAAACAGUCUGAUGGACCAUCUACUACAUGCACAUGUGCAUGUAUCAUUGCCAUGCAUGCAUACAUUUAUGUGAGGGGUUAUGAUCCUGAUUAGAUCUGGGGGUCAUAAGGUCAAACGUCAUAGUGGUCAUAUCUCUUUCUCAUGAUUACAGAAGAUGUGUUAUACAUAUAUAAUUUUAGCCUUGCCAUGGUAGAAGCAUGAAUUUUCAACUGCAUGAAGUUGAGAGUCCAUCUUAGGUUUUCUCGCACAAAUGAACAUUGUGUGUAUGAGUUUCUACCAGAAUAUCAAUGUUAUAUUUUCCUCGUGUUUCAGAUGUCCAUCUUUUAUCCAUUUUAUUCUUGUGUGUGUGUAUUUGAACAACUCAGAGCUACGCUAUUAUCAUGUAUGAUGUUUGUUUUGUAGAAGAUUUUAUACAAAGAUUCUGUAUGGGCCUUCACAAAUCUAUGUUAUUAUGGCCUUCUUUAUAUGUUUUUAAAUCAAAAGUUUGAUAUGUAUUCAUUGUACCCGGCGUCACAUUCUGAUCGUUAUUCCAUGGAAAAGACAGAGUAUCUUAAUCUCAGGCCGUUGUAGAGAGCCCUGUUUCAGGGAACUUGUUAUCAAUCUCAACUUUAAGAACUUACAAUUGAAAUCUUCUUAACUGAAACCAUGCCAUUUUUUUAGUCUGCAAGCAACUUACUUUGAAAUUCUGUACUGUUUUUUUUUAUGUGACUAUUGGGAGCAUUGCUAGUAACUUGUGAUUAAUUGCAAAUCUAUUAUUGGUCCUCAAAUGAAUCGUAUGAUUUGUAAGGCAUGAUAGAUACCGGUAGUAGGUAGAGUACGGGUUUUUGAUUCCGGUGAAUUUGGUUCGAUUCGCAUUAAGGUGUGCUCUUGCCCCUUAUGGUAAGGCAUUUAUUCAUUACCAGGUCCCUCUGAGAGGACCUUAAGCCAUCAGCGCUCUGGCUGAUUGCUUAGAAGCAUUUAUGCUCUCAUAGCAAUCAGGUAAAAAAUACCACCAUCCUCCAAAAUUAUUUUCAAGCUACCACUUUAAAGCUCUUAUCAACUGAGUGGAAUAUUUGUCAUAGAAUUCCUUUGCUUGUAUGAUUUAUAGAAAUGAUCCUAGUCGUUUGAACUUCCAUUAUAUAGGUCUGGUUUGAAUAAAUUCAAGCCAGAUCAAACACAAUAUGAGGAGAACCAGUAGAAUGUUUAACGUUUGCUUGUGGACUCGCUUUUCAGCUCGUUAAUGUUGGGGGGGGGGGGAUCGGCGCCGAGAGUUGUAAAUGCUCUGUUUGUAUUAUUUUUUUGAGACGGAAAGGAAUUCUGUGCAAAUUAGCGACGGCUAUUAUCCUGGCACCAACUCAAACGAACCUAAUCUUCCAGGAUAAGCCUUUUUUUCUGGUAAAGUUACAAGUCACUAGCUCUGUUACACAAAGGAUCGCAAUCAGGCUGUAAAUGGCAUUGGCCAGUCAGAAUCAUGGUUGCAUGCAUAUUUAAUUCAAAACUCUGUCAGGAGCCAAUCAUUAAUCUUUUUUUUAAUAUUUGCAUUCAUCACUAAACAUUUGUGUUACAGGCGUCCAAAAUGAUUAGAAUUAUAGUUUAACAGAUUUAAUUCAUGGAUGUAUCAAAAUAUAGUUUAUUUUUGUGAUCGAUAGCAGGUUUUAUGAAACGGCCUCGAUCAUGAAAAUAAAAGAGAUAUAAAGUAAUACUAUAACGCAACUAAACUUAUUUCAUUAUUUCAAAAUGUUAUGUACCAUUUAUCACUACUGCCUCAGGUUUGAAAAUCAUGCUGAAAGCUAUUAAUAUGUACAUUCAAAAGCCUGUAAAUGCAUGUAUGAAAAGUCAUAUUCAAUAUCAUGUAUAUGCAUCUCAGGUUCUGAGUAGUGAUGGUUUCUUCUCUCUUUGUGAAUGGUUUGUCAAAAAGGAAAAAAAACAGACUGCAAUAGCAUGGGCCUUCUAUUAUUAUUACUGAAGUACAUGAAUUUUGGUUUGCUGAUUGUUAUAAUUUUGCAAUUGCUUGCUAAUAUUGUAAAAAAAAUGAUGAAUUCAAGUAAUUUGGCAUUACAGAGGUAUACUCUUGUAGACAAUUUUGGAUUAUACGUGUAUGGGUCUUGUAGUCUUUGCAAUGCAGCUAUUGGUAAUGCGACCUUCAUCUUGAAAUGGCAACUAUUCAUGUAAUCAUUGCAUGAUAUUUAUUCAGAGAGGGGGUUGAAAGUUCAACUUAGGAAUAAGAGGGAGGAGAGACCUGCUUGUCACAGUUCUGUGUAUGCGCCCUUCUAGGCGACCCAGAUUGGCUGGGACCUCCAAAAAUGCGCCUUUGAAUGUCUUUGACAGAUAUAUGGCGCUAUACAAAUGCUGUGCAUCAUCAUCAUCAUAUAAGAUCAACCCCCGUCCCCCUCCCCGGGCGAAAAUUGCAGUUUUGCCAAGGGCGUAGGCUGGUUUGUGCAUGGGGAUAAGUCCCCCCGUAAUCAAGUGAUUUUCUAAGAUAUAGUGGGCAAUUCCAUAAAAUGUUCGUCCGACCUCAUGUAUGUGGGACCUUCAUGAAAUUUUCUGUCUCUGAUUUCUGGUUCUUUUGAGUCUGUAAAGCUCUCAAAUGAUCAUAACUUGGUCAGUUUAUGAAGUGAAGUAAAACUUGAGAAAAAUGGGGGCCGGAUAUACAAAAAAGGUAGAUUAUUUUAUGGAAUAGCCCUAGUAUGUACUGUAUAGUGUAAUAUAUUUAAUGUGCAUACAAAAGGAAUGAAAUAAGAAACCUAUUUUAAUCAUGUAUGAAUAAUUCAAUCAUAGUAUGAAAAUAGGCCUAGCCUGUUGGUUAUGUAGUAAUUUAUAAAAGUUUUAACAUUGCAAUGAAAUAUCAAUAUAUUUUAAUAGAUUUAGGAACAUAGUAAAAAAUAUGAUAUUGAUUAUCUUUUAACACACAUGUAAUACUGAAAUCUUUGAUACUACACCCUUUGUUCUUUUAAAAUUGAAGUUGAAAUAUGUAUUUAUGAUGGUAAAGUUUUUCAUACGAUUAAUGUCACAUGAAUUUUUUAUUGAAGAGUCAUGAUGCACGAUUUUGGCCUAUUACUAUAUUUGCCUCUUCAUUUUUCCAUGCAUAUAUUUCAUCCCCUUCAGGAUGUUAUUUGCAUAUUCAAUGCUGACAAUUUUUGCAGAUAUCUAUUAAAGCAUAUAUAUGAUAUUUUGAAUAUGAACAUUUUAAUAUUUGGAUAAACCAAUUAUUAAUAGAACACAAUAUUAUGCAUCUAUGUUUAUUUGUAUGUAUUACUUCUCAUAAUAGAGUGGCGGAUACUGGAGUUUGAAAUGAGGGGCACAAAUAGCAAUUUUGAACAUCUAGGGGGUGCAGAUUGUAAUUUUUUCCUUGAUUUUAUACCUACAUCAUCAUCCAAUGGAAAGGGGUGCGUGUAGCUAUUAGAUAUUAAAAAAGUUUGGUUUAAAAUAUUUAAUAGAUUCUAAAGAUUGUUGGUGUGUAGGUAGAUGACACCAAAAUACAGGCUAAGUUCGAAUUCGGAGUCCGCAGGUCAAAGGUCACAGCUCAUUAAAUAUGCAAGUUGGUUUCCGCAUGAUAACUUAUGAAAUAUUCAACAGAUUUUAAAAAAAUUGUGUGUGUGUAGGUACAUGACACCAAAAUACAGGCUAAGUUUGAAUUCGGAGUCUGCAGGUCAAAGCUCAUUAUAUAUAUGCUAGUUGGUUCAAUAAUUUUGAAUGAAUUUCUGAUCGCAUUAAGCGGGGGCAUCUGUGUCCUUUGCACAUGUCAAAUUUCUAGUUUUGUUUUUAUAUGACAAGUUUACAAUGGAAUGGCAUCUUUUUGCUUGUUUAAUAUCUGUAAUUGCCCAAUCCAUAGAUAUCUGAUUCUACAUUUGCUGUUGUUUUUGCCAUUGUAUUUCUUUACUUUUUUAUUUUCAUUUUUUUAAAUCCAGUUUGUUUUAUAAUAUAUUUUUAGUUUGGCCCUCCCCUGUCUUCUCUGGGUUCAAUCCUCUCAGCUCCUCCCUCUUGCUGUUUGUCAUAAAUUCUUAUCUUUGUCUUCUUUUAAAAAUUAUGUAUAUUGACUUUAAUCAAAAGGGGCCUUUUAAAUUUUUUAUUGUUUUAUAUUUAAAGAAAAUGGUUUAAGUGCAAGAAAUUAUUGUUUUUAAAUCUAUAUUAUACAAUCUUCUUUAUGAUUUUAUAGUAACUUUAGAUAUAUUGGUGUAAAUGUUCAGUUUGUAAACCAAUAAAAGGAUUAUGCCUGAACUAUUAACAAUCAA
Lytechinus pictus (painted urchin) is the source of this 7164-nucleotide messenger RNA. RefSeq lists its product as uncharacterized. NCBI's taxonomy places the organism in Eukaryota, Metazoa, Echinodermata, Echinoidea, Temnopleuroida, Toxopneustidae. The record is from RefSeq and is a predicted model, not a curated record. Gene Ontology annotation, molecular function: oxidoreductase activity. The coding region runs from base 106 to 1293 and encodes 395 amino acids. The transcript has 14 exons.